AGUAGCCCACUUAUAACACCAAGAAUUUUGAUUCAAAAUCAGCUCGAAAAACAUUCCAGUGGAUGAUGAUCCGCCAUGGACGGUGGAGGGUCACCGGUUCAAUCUACAUAUUCGGCCUUUGUAACACCACUUAUGAUCUCCAUGGCCGGGAUGGUCGCAACUACCCUCGCAAUAGUCGCGUACUAUUUCUUUCUUCUUAGAUACUGCGUCAGACGGCAAGCAGAUGCUAACGACAACCGCUCCCUACCAAUUCAAAGCCCACAACUCCCUGCCGGAGUCGAAGAGAAAAUCCUCAAAACCAUACCGAUUAAGACUUUUUCCAAGGAAAAGGCCGGCGGCCCGUUUUACUCCGAUCAAAGCGAAUGCGUCGUUUGCCUGGGAGAGUUGGAGGAGGGGGACGCCAUUCGAUUGUUGCCAAAUUGCAGGCACAUGCACAUAUUUCAUCUCUCCUGUAUAGAUAAUUGGUUCUUUGCACACACAAGCUGCCCUGUUUGCAGGUCCCCUGUUGCUCCUGAGUUGGAUUCUACAGCUUCUACAGCUUCUGCUCCACCUUCGGGCGACGAUCUGGACGGUCAAAGGACUCGGAAUUUGCAUCAAGACAGUGGUGAUGGUUCAUCUGCUUCAGGGGCUGGAUCAAUUGAUAAUAAUAACAAUAGUAAUGCUUUGCUCGGACACCGUGCAUCCUUUGUGCUGCCUAGACAACACCUGAGGACUGAGUUAAAGAGAUCCUUGUCCUUGGAUCAGUCAUAUGUUCUGAUUAACUUAGGAGGAGAGAGUGAAAGGAUGGCUGUUUCAUGUUCUUCUUCUGGUUGUUCCUACAAGGUACAACUGAAGAGACAGUUUGACAGAACUAGGAAAUGUUCCAGAUUGUUGAGGUCUUUCUCCCAACUCCGGAUUGGCACCGCCAGCACUGCAAAUCAGAUUCUUAUUGAGAUUUCAGAUGGUUUGCCAGCUGAAAUGAUUUAGUUUCAGAACAAAUUUCAGGUUUAAUAACAAUAAUUUAGUUUACACAAAAGAAAAAUAAUGUUGCUUUAGCUGGACUUUGUCCCAUAGAUCAUAAACGAGUGUCUGCUCU
This is a messenger RNA of Rubroshorea leprosula, 1075 nucleotides long. The record is from the annotation of a GenBank genome assembly. Lineage: Eukaryota; Viridiplantae; Streptophyta; Magnoliopsida; Malvales; Dipterocarpaceae.